This is a messenger RNA of Epinephelus fuscoguttatus (brown-marbled grouper), 1902 nucleotides long. Its product is annotated as tissue factor-like. The coding region runs from base 226 to 1080 and encodes 284 amino acids. Gene Ontology annotation, molecular function: protein binding. The record is from RefSeq and is a predicted model, not a curated record. Gene Ontology annotation, biological process: blood coagulation. The transcript is spliced from 7 exons. Gene Ontology annotation, cellular component: membrane. Lineage: Eukaryota; Metazoa; Chordata; Actinopteri; Perciformes; Serranidae.
UCAGCAGGCAGGCAUGUGGGAGGGAUCAGCAGGCGGAACGAGGCAAAACCCUAAACAGUCCCCCCCGUUCCCACAUUUACAGCUCCAACUCUCUGUCCUGCUGGCUAGAGAAGACGGAGUAGCUUACACCUGGAGGAACAUCUUCUCUACAACUACUUUUCCUGGGUUCAAAUAACCUUGACAAGAUUGAGUACUGAAGGAUAGAAAAUUUUGGAUUGUUUUAACAUGGCAUCUGUGAAAACUGUGCUUUAUUUGGGAGUCUGUCUGUCUACUUGGAUCACCACUUCUGCAGGUGGCAACCUUGUGCCCAAAGCCGAGAAUGUACGCUGGGUGUCUCUGGACUUUAAAACCAUCCUCACUUGGACAGCCAUACCAUCUAACUACAAAUACACUGUCGUGUACUCGCGGGCUGGCAGUGACUGGAUGGACAGUCAGCACUGCAUCCGAGUGUCAGAGUCAGAAUGUGAUCUGACCUUUGACCUUGUGCCUUACGACAGGAGCUACACUGCUGAUAUCAAAACAGAGCCUGAGACUUUGGACUAUGACUAUGACCUAGAGGAGUUCCCUCACACUGAUGCCCCACCCUUCAACCCCUACAGAGAGAGUAACAUCAGUGCUGUGAACUUCACUGUACAAGCUGUGGAUGAGAAAAUCAUGAUCCACAUCAUAGAUCCUCUGACCAGUAUUCAUCAGACUGGCAAGCAGCUCAGCAUCAGAGACAUUCUCAAAAAGGACCUCAAGUAUAAGAUCAGCUACUACAAGGCUGGAAGUACAGGCAAGAGAGACAUCAUAUCUGACUCCAGUACAGCAGAGGUGUCGGGGCUGGACGCAGGACAGAGUUAUUGCUUCAUGGUGGCAGCUUUCAUCCCCUCCAGAGCCAAAGGCACCCAGCAGGGAGCCUGGGGCAUACAGCAGUGUACACCUGGAGAACCUAACAUUGUGCAAGACUUAAGCCUUGGAGCGUGGGUCGGUAUAGUCUUCAUCAUGCUCACAGUCCUCAUCAUCAUCAUCACAGUGACAGUCCUCUGCUGCAAAUGCUGCCGACAAAAGAACCCAUCUCAGUCAUCAGCACCUGUUUAGUGUGUGUGUGUGUGUGUGUGUGUGUGUGUGUGUAGGUGUCUUUCAAGCACAGAGAGCUGGUCUCUCUUCAGUUUUCUAUCUCCUCUUUGUUUCUAGGAAAACAUCCUUUUACAUUGCUAGGCUGUGUGUUUACAGUAUAAUGUAGUUUGCAUUUUUUAUUUUUUGUUUUCAUUUACAUGAAUGUGAACAUGUGCAACUUGUUCCGACAAUGCAACUGUGUUAAGGUCAAACUAUCUGCAUUUUAAGCACCACCUGUGCAUUUCUUGCAUUCAUCUUGUGUGUGUGAUCAUUUGUACAUCAAGAAUCAUGUACGGCUUGGCUUUAGAAUAUCAAACGCUAACCACAGCAACAGUUCACAUUAGAAGAGUUGUGUCAGAAGCUCGUUAAGAAGAUCUAAACUAUGAUUUGUCUACCUGUUAGAUUGUAUGAGUGCAGACUAAAUGUAUAACAUUCCCUGACAACUUUAUUCCCAAGUCUUAUCUAUCCUCUUUUUUUUUAACUCAUUAUGGCAACCCAGUUGGGCUCACACUGUCUCCUUUAAACUUAUUUUUCAUGAUUUUUUGUUUGUAUUAAGCUUUCCCUAAAAGUUUUGUCAGACACAAAUCACUACUAACAGUACAGUAAACCAUGCUCUAUAGUGGCACCUAGUGGCUGUACCAUGAAACUUAGCAAACCCAUCUCUUAAAAACCACAUUCAUCUAUUGUCUUAGCCUUAUGUGUAAUUCAGACUCUUCAUUCUUUUGUUUUUAAUGUCAGAAAAGAAACUUUUGUUGAUCAAAAGGAUGGAAAAGCAAUAAAACAAUAAAAAUGGCAAAGCAACGA